CAAAUCUGUGUUUCUGGAAAGGACCUUUCUGGAAAUUAAGAUGUGAAUUAUGAGUAAUCCACACUCGUAUAUAGUAUAGUAUGUGGUUAUUCCUCUAAUUGCAUUUAUGUGAAUAAGACGCAAAUCUAAGGGCCGGUUGUUAUUUUCAUAAGUUGACAUUGGUUAUGAUCCGAUCAACUAUGAAUGUCAAAAUUUAAUCGUAGAAGUUUUAGUUGUUGCUAAGCUGGUUGUAACCAUAAAGUUGUUACUGUAUAUUUUUUUUGCAAAGAUUUUUGAUGUAGUUAAAUUUGUUGUAAGUGUAAACUAUAGAACAUGUAAAUUUUAAAAUAAAAUAUGUGAUGUAUAUAUAAAAUAAUUAUUUUUAUCAAUUAAUAUAAUUUAUAUUAAUAAUUUUUAUAAUUUAUCAAAAUUUAAUGUUAUUUAAAAUGUGAUAUGUAAAUAAUAUAUUGCAAUUUUUUUGGCGAGAUAGUUUUUUUAGAUUGAAAGGGAGCAUUGUUGGAAGUAAACCACACACUCUACUACCUGAAAAAUUGAAGCUUUUUUACCAAAAAAAAAUUGAAGCUUUGGUUUUGGUUUUUAACUUACCUAUUGCUGCUUAUGUUCUGACUGUUUUUGUUCAAACUAAGUUGUUUCAUAAACUUAAGACUAUUGCAGAGCCGGCCGUUGGGCCAAGCCUAUGAAACAGGGGCUUCCAGCCAACACAUUUAUUGAUAAAAUUUGGCCACAAUUGUUCAAAUAAUUACCUUAGUCUACCAUAUAAUCUUGAGUACAUGGUAUUUGAAAGGACAAACUCGGGUAUGAAUAUUGUAAAAACCAUAUUUUUUAGAGAAACAACCAUAUAUUUUUGUUUUUGCUUAUAGCCAUGUAAUUUCUUGGACCGGCUCUAGACUAUUGGUUAGAAUAUAAAAACCAAGUCAGAGCCUUAGACCCUUUGAUGUUAGAUAUGGUGAAGACUGACCCAGUAGUAACAACACAAAAGAUCAGUUGUAUUUUUGGACCCUUUGAUCCAAAUUUCAAGUAACUAUCACGACAAAGGCUUACCGACCAAAACUUGUUUUAUUGUGUACUUCUUUGAACUUAGCACACCUUUUAUUUGGUACUAGGUAACUGGAUGUAUAGAUCAGACAUUACAAUUUCAUUCUCCAUGAAUAAUUCACGAGAUAUAGUUGUUUGUUUGUUUUUGUGGUCCUAAAAGAAUUAAUCUUGUUGUAUAUCAAGUCUUUCUACUCGGUCUACAAAGUACAAACCUUUUUUUUUUGUUCCACAGAUUCUCUUGUUCUUGUGUGCCCAGUGACGUCUACUAUAAAAGGCAAAAAAAAAAUCAUUGUUGCAUGCAGUGGCUGUUCACUGUUCAGACUCUUGAAAGGUGUCUCUCACUUUCAAUUUCUAGCAUUAGCACCAAAACGCAAAUCUUGAUUUUGCAGAUUGACAAUGUGCAUGCAUGAUGACUCCCUCUCUCUCACACACAUGCACAAGAGAAGUAAAAACUGUCAUUAAAUUCUCCUGACUCAACCAUCUCGCUCUCUAUCUCUAUCUGACAAAAACACAAAUGCAAUUUACAGUUAUCAUUUAUCACAACAACUACCUCUUCUCUCUCUCUCUCUCUUUUCUCUAAGGGAAAUUAAUCAAAACUAGCAUUGUCUUCACUUCAGAGAGACACAUUCAAAGAAUGGCGUCUCCCUUCUCUUCCUGCAAACAAAAACAUGCAUUCCUCUCCUCUCUUCUUCUUUUUCUUUCUCUACUCCUGCUCAUUUCUUCUUCCGCAGCUAAUCUCUCUUUCAACUUCUACGGCAGUUCAUGCCCUGGAGCUGAAUUUAUCGUCAGAAACACCGUUAGAUCAGCUUCUUCCUCUGAUCCAUCAGUCCUUGGGAAGCUCCUCCGUCUUGUCUUCCAUGACUGUUUCGUCCAGGGUUGUGAUGCGUCAGUGUUGGUUCGAGGGAACGGUACAGAGAGAAGCGACCCUGGAAACGCGUCCUUAGGAGGUUUUGAUGUAAUAGAAAGCGCCAAAAAUGUACUAGAAAUCUUCUGUCCGGGCAUAGUCUCCUGCGCCGAUGUCCUUGUUCUUGCUGCUAGAGACGCCGUCGAAGCUCUCGGUGGACCGGUAGUUGCAAUACCGACAGGGAGGAGAGACGGGACUGUCUCAGCGGCGGAAAAUGUCAGACCAAACAUCAUUGAUACCGACUUCACAGUUGAUAAGAUGAUCAAUAUCUUUUCCUCCAAAGGCUUAUCUGUUCAAGAUCUUGUCGUUCUCUCAGGAGCCCAUACUGUUGGUGCUGCGCACUGCAACACAUUCAACAGCAGGUUUACGAGAGAUCCUAGAGGCAACUUCGAGCUCAUAGACGCGUCUCUCGACAACUCCUACGCGCAGACACUUCUGAACAAGUGUUCAUCUUCUAUGGAUCCGACGACUACGGUCGUAAACAACGAUCCAGAGACAUCGUCCACGUUCGACAAUCAGUACUACAAGAACUUGUUGGCGCACAAGGGUCUGUUCCAGACGGAUUCUGCUCUCAUGGAAGAUGAUCGGACUAGGAAGAUUGUCGAGAUUCUGGCGAACGAUGAGGAGAGUUUUUUGGAGAGAUGGACCGAGUCGUUUAUGAAGAUGAGUGUGAUUGGUGUGAGAGUUGGUGAAGAAGGUGAGAUCAGACGUUCUUGUUCUUCUGUAAAUUAAACAGAGAGGUUGGCUGAAUUCAGACAGAGGAGCAAAACUGCAAUAUAGUUUGUUGUGUCUUACUUACUGCUGUUAAUUUUAGUACCACAAUUUCUUUAAUUUGUUUAUGUUCAGUUCUUUUUACUAAAAUGUUAAUUUUGUUAUUUACCAACAACAAUUUAAUAAAGGGAAACAUAAUUUCA
This is a messenger RNA of Brassica rapa (field mustard), 2853 nucleotides long. Its product is annotated as peroxidase 18. Gene Ontology annotation, biological process: hydrogen peroxide catabolic process; response to oxidative stress. Gene Ontology annotation, molecular function: heme binding; peroxidase activity. The record is from RefSeq and is a predicted model, not a curated record. Lineage: Eukaryota; Viridiplantae; Streptophyta; Magnoliopsida; Brassicales; Brassicaceae.